Molecule: messenger RNA, 2250 nt
Organism: Nelumbo nucifera (sacred lotus)
Lineage: Eukaryota; Viridiplantae; Streptophyta; Magnoliopsida; Proteales; Nelumbonaceae
Product: violaxanthin de-epoxidase-like protein
Biological process (GO): xanthophyll cycle
Molecular function (GO): violaxanthin de-epoxidase activity
Source: RefSeq, a predicted model, not a curated record
GAGUACGGAAGAAUAGCGUUUCGACGAGAAGAAAUCAAGAAAAAACCCCUUCCUCUGAUCUCUAUUCAAUUCUCAUCUUUCAGAUGUUCCAUCUACUUUCUUUCUCCACUGCGCCUUAUCUUUUGCAGUCAGUCAUGCCCGGUGAAACAUCUCUUCUCAAAACCGCUUUUCUAAACCCCCAAAUAUCCAUCUUCAGAACCCACUCUCUCCAAUUUUCACGUCGCCGGAAAAGAGCUCUUCUUCCGGGUGCCUUGUUUUCUGGAUGGAACACCGUUUUCCAUGGGGGGCCUGCCACAAAAGUUUCGGCUGUUUUGGAAACCAAAGAGAAUACUGUAAUGGAGGGCCAAAGUACUCCUGUGAGAAUAGUGGGCAUCGUCGGAGAAGGAAGCGUCAGCCCACUAAAAUGUACACCUUGGGAAGAGGUCAUGCUUCACACUGUCGAUAGACUAAAAUGGAUUGAUGAAGGAUUUCAGAUGCUUGUAUUUUCUGACAACAUUCUAACCCAAUCUGAUGACCCAAGGGUGGAAGCACUCAAAAAGGAGUUAAGCCAUGCAGAUAUCUUGGUGGUUGUUGCUGUUAAUAAUCAAGAAUCAGUCAAGUGGAUCCAAACAAGCGGUGAAAGUGUCCGAAACAUCAUCUGCUUUGACUCAUCCCCUACUCUAAUUAACAAACUCGGAGGAUCAUACAUUCAUACUCAAGUAAAAGGAAAUAUAUUCACCAAAAUCACUGGAAUUAUUCAGGGUAAUAACACAAAUGAAUCAGUUGAAGUGGUUCAAACAGUGUCUGAGGCAUGGGAUCGUUACAAUUCUGAUGAUAUAAGGUUCUGCUUAUUAGUCAUAAUCAAUGCUUAUAUAAGGCCGGUUCCAAUCUUAAAGAACCUAAGGUCAAAGGGUCUCUCAACACUUAAUUGCAUGAUAAAGAACUGUGGUCCACAGAUAUUGAAUUGCCUCUUGGAUCCCAACUGUAGGAAGGCCCUCCAAUGCUUAAACCGCUGUAGUCCAGUGGAUCAGGUCUGUAAUUAUCAAUGCAUUGCCUCGUAUGAGAGUCCACAGCUAGAAGCAUUUUCUCUCUGUGUAUUGCAGAAGCAUAACUGUCUAGAAUUGGAUGCAAGGAUCCCUGACAAGCCUUAUGUGCCUCCAAUGGUUCAGUUUCGAGGAGAGGACUUGUGUCAUGAAGUUGCUGAGGAUCUCUUUGUGGGUUGGUUGGGUAGUUUGGAUUGGAGUUGGCGAGUUGUUGCAGGGCAAAAUCCAGCUUAUGAUCAGUUCCCCUGCCAGUACCAGCUAUUCUAUAGAGGGAAGGCUAGAGGGUCCUUCUGGUAUGAACCUGUUUUUCAAGUGAGAACCUUAGAGGGUAAGAUAGUUUGGAGGCGGCGCCGAUAUCGAGUUAGGAGAGGCAAGAUUCCUGGGACCUUUUACUUCAGUGUCUUAGAUAAUGGUGUUGUUUCAAAUGAGUAUUGGACAAUUGUGGAUGUCGCUGAAGAUCUUAGUUGGGGUUUAUUUCACUACAGUGGGGCUGCUCAGGUUGCUGGACUGGCUUAUACUGGGGCAGUGCUUGUUAGCCCAAACGGACAGUAUCCAAAUGAGAUGCAGAGACCACAAUUAAUUUCUGCUUUGAAGAAGAGUGGAAUCAAGGAGUGGGAGCUUUACACAGUUGAUAAUCGUUCUUGUCCUGACCCACCUCUGGGACUUCCUGAGGGAUCAGGUUUGCAUUGUAAACUUGAAGUUAAAAAUAAGAAGUGAUUGUCUUCAUAGAUACAACAAAUCACUCAUCUAUGCAUCUCAAAGUUCAUACCACAUCUUAAAUUCCAUAGCACACCUACAAAUACAUGGACAGAUUAAAAAGCUGGAGCAAUGCUUGAAACAUGAAUGAAUAUGAUAAAUAAAAGGUUGGUUUCCACAGGGAAUCUUCAGACAAACUCAGAGAAAAAAAAAAGUGAAGUGAAUCGUUGUUGCAAGAGCAUUUUGAAGCGUACCAUUCACACAGCCAUUCAUCUUUUAACAAUGUGCAUGUAAGAUGUUACUUGAAAAAUCAAUUUCUGCCAUAAUAGAUGUAUGGUGUGCAUGUAAUUUGGAUGAUUGAAGAAAUUUAUGCUGCCAUAAUAUGUUGAGGGGAAAUUGUAAGAGGAUGAUAGAAGCAACACAAGUUAGACUAACAAAAGGCAUGGUGCUUACUUUGCUUUAAGAGAUAGCUAAGAAAGAUAUAUCUGCUCCUUUACAUGCGUAUGAAUUUGGGAGGCUGGUUUGUUUUUUA